This is a messenger RNA of Bombus pascuorum, 1754 nucleotides long. RefSeq names its product XK-related protein 6-like. Bases 267 to 1535 code for a protein of 422 amino acids. The record is from RefSeq and is a predicted model, not a curated record. The transcript is spliced from 4 exons. Gene Ontology annotation, cellular component: plasma membrane. Lineage: Eukaryota; Metazoa; Arthropoda; Insecta; Hymenoptera; Apidae. Gene Ontology annotation, biological process: apoptotic process involved in development; engulfment of apoptotic cell; phosphatidylserine exposure on apoptotic cell surface.
AACAAAAUGUAUCAAAUUGUGUUUACAUAUUGAUCAAAAUAGAUAGAUACGUGUUUCGUAUUGCAAGUAAUCAGUGGGAUAAAAGUAACAUUUAAUAGAAAUUCUGUGAAACAAAUAAACGAAUGCUCGAUGACGAAAGUAUUUGUAUACUAAGGUUAUAUUUUUAACAUAAAAAUAUGCCAUGAAUGACAAACGAAUUACAGUCGAUAAUUCUUAAUAUUUGAAUUUGAAUUAUGUUACUGGAGAUUAUUUGACAAUAAUUAAAUAUGGAUCCUCAGACCAGUAAACAUUUGCAUACAAGACAAAUUAUUGGCAUUUUUCCUAUAUUGGAAUUAAAUGUCGAUGAUGUAGAUGUUCCUUUAAAAAAUCCAACUACAACUUACUUAGAUAUCUUUUUCCUUGUGUCUUCAAUCCUUAUGCACAUCGUGGAUGUGGCAAUUGAUAUUAAUCUUGCUGUAAGAUAUUUAUUAGCUAGAAAGAUAACAUACUUUAUAUGGACAACUGUUUUUAUUCUUUUACCUUCGUUUAUAAAUGUUAUAAUCAGUAGAAGAAUGCAACAACAAGAUGACAAGAUAAACGAAACGUCAAAUCCUUCCAAAUUUAAAUGUAUACAUGCAAUGUUAACAAAAAAAUUAUGUUGCCUUGUACUUGUGGCAUUUCAAUUAGCACCAGUAUUACGUUAUUACAGAACCUUGAAAUAUGCUCUUAAUGCGUACAAGUUUGAAAAACAAGGCGAUCGUAAUGCUCAAAGACGAUAUUAUCUCAAAAUGCUGAGAGAAGAUCAAGAUGUUGCAUUAUUAAGAGUAUCUGAAUGUUUUCUUGAAGCCGCGCCUCAACAAAUUUUACAGUUAACAAUAUUGUUGAAACAUUACCACAGUGAUAUUAACUUUGAAUUUAUUCAUCAGGUAGCUAGUAUUGUUAGCUCCCUUGGAAGUAUGGGAUGGGCAAUGGCUAGUUACCAUCGUAGUAUUAGAUUGGCUCAACAAGAUAAACUAAAUAUCGGUAUUACAGGAACAAUUCUUCAAUUUUUAUGGCAUUUUUGUACUACAGUUUCAAGGAUAUUGUCGCUUAGCGUUGUGGCAAGUAUAUGGCCAUUAUACACAGCCAUUGGAUGUAUUUUUCAUUGGAUUUGUAUGACUAUUUGGAUUAUCAUUGAUUCUCGUUGUAUAUUGGAAUUUUGUAGAGAUUCUGAUCAUGCUCCACAUUGUUCUCCAAAAAUCAAAGAACGCAUUUAUUCUGUAUUAUUUUCUAUAGUGAUUGGUGUAAUACAUGUAUUCAUAUAUCUGAACACCGUGGAUGGUAGUACAUUUCUUAAACAUGUAUUCUUUUAUAUAAUUUGUUUUGUUGAAAAUAUAACAGCAACUGCAUUUUGGAUAUACGCCUCAUCGGAUGAAGUUAAAAAUUCCUGGUACUUUAAUGUACUCAUUGUUCUUUGUAUUGUACCGUUCUUAUUAGGUAUAACAGCUAUGACCGUUUAUUAUGGCGUUUUUCAUCCUUCUUUGAAACAUCAGAAUUGUGCGAAUACAUUAGCCUAGAUCAUUUUUAUUCAUAUUUAAUCUAUAUAUUUAUUACAAAGGAAUUGUACAAAUACGUAAUUUUUACUAACAAUCAUUUAUUUUUAUCAAUCAUAUUUUUUAUAUUUUUAUAAAUCUAUUUGUACGUGAUAUAAAUUGCAAAGCUGAAGAAAUUAUCUGAGUAAUAUCAGAUAAUUUUGAUAUUAUAUCUAGUAUAUUGUUCAUACAAUUUUUUUACUA